Aspergillus fischeri NRRL 181 is the source of this 645-nucleotide messenger RNA. Its product is annotated as cupin domain-containing protein. The record is from RefSeq and is a predicted model, not a curated record. The coding region runs from base 1 to 645 and encodes 214 amino acids. Gene Ontology annotation, cellular component: intracellular anatomical structure. NCBI's taxonomy places the organism in Eukaryota, Fungi, Ascomycota, Eurotiomycetes, Eurotiales, Aspergillaceae. The transcript is spliced from 2 exons.
AUGGACAUCCCAUUCACCUCCAUUAAACCAAUCUACCACCCCAAACCCACCCCCGAAUCUAAAUCCCAAUCCAUCCAAACAACCCUCCAAACCCUCCAUCUUCAACCUCACCCAGAGGGAGGCUACUACGCCGAAACAGACCGGCACCCGCUCCCUAUCCCCAAUCCACACAACAAAGACCAAAGCAACAACGACAGCAACACCGAUAGCAACACCCGCUCCCUCUCCUCAACAAUCUACUACCAUCUCAACCCCGACUCACCAACCUGCUUCUUCCACCUGAACCGCAGCCGCACAAUACACACUCUCCACCGUGGUCGGGCGCGGUACGUCAUUAUCCACGCGGAUUUGGCGACCGACAAUGGCACUGCGCCUGUUACUUCGUUCGUGGUCGGUCCGGAUCUAGACAAGGGGGAGAGGAUGCAGUGGGUUGUGGAGGGGGGGAAGUAUAAAGCUUGUUAUCUGUUGCCUGAUGACCCCUCGGAGAGCGGGGAUGGGGAGAGCGAGGGGUUGUUGAUUACAGAGACCGUUGUCCCUGGGUUUGAAAUCGAGGAUCACGAGUUCCUGAGCCCCCAGACGAUGGAGAGGCUGCUACCGGAGGAGCAGUGCCGAGCGCUGAGUUGGAUGUUGAAGAAGGAUGGAUGA